Epithele typhae is the source of this 768-nucleotide messenger RNA. RefSeq lists its product as uncharacterized. The record is from RefSeq and is a predicted model, not a curated record. Bases 1 to 768 code for a protein of 255 amino acids. NCBI's taxonomy places the organism in Eukaryota, Fungi, Basidiomycota, Agaricomycetes, Polyporales, Epitheliaceae. The transcript has 3 exons.
AUGCUCCCCACCGACGACGACCGCCCCGCGACGACCAAGAACAACAACACACGGACACGGACGACGAUGGGCCGCAGCAAGCGCGAGUCGAGGCGGCCAUUUGGCCGGCCCAAGACCCCACCUGGUCCGCAGGAGACCUUCGAGGGCUCCUUCCAAAUCAACCCGGCCCAGACGCCGGAACCUGGCAGUUCGCAUCACGCCCCGUCGCCCGCCCCUCCCGCCGCGGUCCAACGAUCCAUCUCCGCGCCCGUGCGCGUCGAGGAACGCCGCGCGAGCCAAGGGAGCGCCUCGCGCCCUGCACUGGUCGGCCGCAUCGAGGUGGAGCGCGCCGAGGCCGCCCCGUCGCGGGCGGCGCGCCCCCCGCACCGGCCCUCCAACAGCCACCCAAGCAUGCCAACGAUGCUCGCCGCGGGAGGGGACUUCAGCAACCGCCGCCGCAGCAACUCGUCCACGGUGCUCUCGGGGCUGGCUUCUGUCAACGGGGUCCCGGGCUCUUGGCCAAGUCCGCAAGGGCGCCACGCGCAAGGCUUCUCUGGUUCUCUCCACUGGGGAGGGGUCGGAGGAGACACGCUGCUCUCCCCCGUCUCCUACACGCCCGGUACGAACUCGAGUGGGUCGAUGUCGGUGGGGCGCGGGGGCACGGGCUACGGCGGACUGCCCUCGCCAACCCAGUCGUCGCUCACUCGUCUCACGUACUCCGGAUCCUCACGAUCUCGCUGCCGCUCUACUACGACCGUCGACACGGCUCUGGAGAAUGCUCGCCACUGA